AUGUACAAACCUUCUUGGUCGGACUCCACAAUAGUCCUGAAUUGGAUAGUCUCGCCAUCGCGAAAAUGGUCUACUUUCGUAGCCAACCGAAUCAGCGAGAUUCAAGGGGCUACGAAUCCCAGCAGUUGGCGUCACAUUAGGUCGCCAGAAAAUCCUGCGGACAUUCUAUCACGCGGUCUAGACCCGCAAGAGUUAACAAGCUCGUCGUUAUGGUGGCACGGACCCGCAUUUCUCAAACUGGGCGAAGAAUCUUGGCCCAAGUCCGAUUUUGCACGCGCACCAGAAGACAUGCCAGAGCAAAAAAGGUGUACCACGGCUAUUGCCGUCAUCGAGCACUCAAUCGUCAACGAAUUAUUAAACAAAUUUUCAAACCUUAAUAAGGCAUGUCGCGUACUCGCAUAUUGUUUCAGAAUUACGAGGUCCUUCCGCCCAGUCGCACCCACUAUUUUCAUAUCUCAUCACGAGACGUCAACCGCCCUAGAAGUCAUGUGCAAAUCCGUGCAAGAACAAGCCUUUUCAGAUGAGUACAAGGCCUUAUUAAAAGGUCAAGUCAUUAACCCGGCCAGUCGCAUAUUGUCCCUCUCGCCCUUCGUGGAUAAGGACAAGCUAAUCCGCGUGGACGGUAGGUUAGGCAACUCUAAUCUAAGUUCUGAUAUGCGUCACCCAAUUCUAUUGCCACAAAAUCAUAUUCUCACUCAAAGAAUUAUAGAACGGGAACGUGCGCAAUGCACACGCUGGCGUGCAGGCCACGAUGGCCGCAGUAAGGCAGCGCUUCUGGCCAAUCUCUCUUCGAUCGGUUACGCGAAAAAUAUUAAAAAAUUGCGUGAUGUGUUUCAAGAUGAAGCCGGUGCUUUUGGAAGCAAUCAUGGGCUCAUUGCCCGCCGGGAGCAUCAAACCCAAGUUAACAUCAAUCAUUUCCUACGUGAUCAGGAAACUGCGUGGAAAUUCAUUCCACCUAACGCGCCACAUUUCGGCGGACUUUGGGAGGCCGCAGUAAAAUCGGCGAAACACCACUUGUACCGAAUAGCCGGAAAGUCGCCUUUGACCUUCGAAGAGCUUCAAACAACAUUUUGCGAAAUAGAAGUGAUCUCCUCAUGUCCUCUAACUCCACUAAGCGACGAUCCCAACGAUCUGUCGUAUUUGAGCCCCGGUCAUUUUUUGGUUGGCACGGCCUUGAAUAGUUUUCCUUACACUGAUGUUACUGAUGUAAGCGAGAAUAGACUGGGAUUGGCUCCCCUACAAUGGUCAAUCGGUCGAGUGGAGGAGGUUCAUCCCGGACCAGACAACAUCGUUCGAAUUGCCACUGUCCGUACAGCGCGGGGUCUGUUUACCAGGCCAUUGUCAAAAAUUGCUAUCCUACCCAUUGAGGAAUAG
Molecule: messenger RNA, 1374 nt
Organism: Solenopsis invicta (red fire ant)
Lineage: Eukaryota; Metazoa; Arthropoda; Insecta; Hymenoptera; Formicidae
Exons: 3
Coding region: 1-1374 (457 amino acids)
Molecular function (GO): nucleic acid binding
Source: RefSeq, a predicted model, not a curated record